CAGAGUAACUGCCUUCGUUUCUUGUUUACUUUUUUCAAUUUUAAGUAUUGAUGCUGCGUUAACGACUCUAGAUCAAACAAACCUUCAGGUUAUUGACUCAUUUGUCUGCAAACAUCUAGAUAUUCUUACCCAAGCAAGAGUUAAAGUAGCCAUAAAGCACCACCAUAAUUUACAAACUCAAUGUAUUGUAAAAGUGAACAAUACCAUAGACCAAUGUAUCUCUUGCAUGCAUGAGUGUGGAGAACAUGUGACUAUUCCUUCUCAUAAUAUUCAGAAUAGUGGAUCAAGUUUGACAAAGGUAUUAGACAAUGUACUGCAUGAUCUUGUACACGACCCUGUUGGCCACUUUGUACAUGGAGCUGUAGAUGUUGUAAAGGAUUUAGGACAUGGUGUCGAACAUGUAGUAGAUGAAAUAUCCCAUGGUAUUCACCAUAUCGGACAUGUUUUCCACCAUGUAUUUGGAAAAAGGAGUGUUUGUGAUACUAAAUGUUCUGCCUGGUGCGAUAAAGUUUACAGUAACGACACACACAUAGUGGAAAGCAAUGUUUGUGGUAGUGCCUACCUGAUUCAAAUUAAAGAAUUAGAAGCACUUGUUCCAAAAUUUGAACAACUUAGCUCUGCUAUCAAAACGAGAGGAAUUGUCAAAAAGGUUGAAUACGACACUGGUUCUCUUAUAUCCAAUGGUGGUACGGUUAAAUUCACCGCUGUGUACUUAACAAUAAAUAUCAGUGGAUAUACAAGACGAAUCAAAACAGGAGAACCUUUCCAGAUGAUGAACACUGAUACAACUACACAAUAUUGGGCUGUGGAAAUAUUGAAUACAUUUUUAUCAUAAUUG
This is a messenger RNA of Mytilus californianus (California mussel), 838 nucleotides long. RefSeq lists its product as uncharacterized. The transcript has 6 exons. NCBI's taxonomy places the organism in Eukaryota, Metazoa, Mollusca, Bivalvia, Mytilida, Mytilidae. The coding region runs from base 227 to 835 and encodes 202 amino acids. The record is from RefSeq and is a predicted model, not a curated record.